This is a messenger RNA of Bursaphelenchus xylophilus (pine wood nematode), 388 nucleotides long. NCBI's taxonomy places the organism in Eukaryota, Metazoa, Nematoda, Chromadorea, Rhabditida, Aphelenchoididae. The record is from the annotation of a GenBank genome assembly.
AUGUCUCUAAAAGAGUUGGUCGUGAUUUGUAUUCUCCUGUCGUUUGUUGGUCAUUCCGACGGAUUUUGUUUCUUCCAUAUUCAAUGUCGAUAUUCGUAAGAUUUCUUGUAUAAGGACCAGUUUUUUGUGGAAGUGAUUUUAUAUUUUGUCUUGGCCAAUUCUGAAGAAAUAUACAUUUUUGUUAAUUUUCGGAAAGCCUGAAUGAGAUUGAUCUCUGUAUGUAAAAUCAUUUUGAAUAUCCUCGCUUUGAUAGUUCUUAGUUUCCUCUUUUAGAUGCGGUUACAACGCUGUUGCUAAAUGCACCUUCGUCGGAUGUCUUUGCACCCCAAUUCCCGGCAGCGAUGAGUCAGACCGCAAAGUAAUGAAGACAAACCGUCUUCUUGAUUGA